Molecule: messenger RNA, 5025 nt
Organism: Falco peregrinus (peregrine falcon)
Lineage: Eukaryota; Metazoa; Chordata; Aves; Falconiformes; Falconidae
Gene: CRACR2B
Product: calcium release activated channel regulator 2B
Exons: 18
Coding region: 234-2606 (790 amino acids)
Molecular function (GO): calcium ion binding; GTPase activity; GTP binding
Source: RefSeq, a predicted model, not a curated record
AUAGCAUCUGCAGAAAGGUCAAACUGUCCAUGAGUCCCAUACAUCGCUCCUGGGCAAAACCAAUACAGCACCAGCCACAGAGAGGCUUCUCCAGCAGGGAGUUGUGGUGCCUGGAAAUCCUCUCUAUACUCAUUCCUGCUCGUUAAUCUUUGCAAACCACGUUUGUCCUCUAAGUGCAUCUUGCAGAUUCAGAGUAGUGAGGUGAAGCUUCUCCCCCUGGUCCCAUUGCUAACAUGCAGCCCAGCAAAGAUCAUGGGAGUGAGAUCACUGUGUCCGCUUCUCAAGAUAUGGGAGAUGAAUUUCUUGGGAUGAGGAAAAGAUGCUUGAACUUCAUGCAUCCCCCCUGCAGUUGCAGCCCUCUGGAUAAGGAGCUUUCAAGUGCUGUGGAGAACUUGCCGGCACAGCCGCAGAAGGAGUCACUGUCUGCCACAUGUAUUCACUCUUCCAUUUGCUCCUGCCCUGGGGGAAAAGACUUUGAGAAGAUGGAGAACCAGAGGGGAGCACUCUUGGGAUCCGUCCGCUGGGAAGGAGAAGAGGAAGGGGAUGAAGAGGAUGGGGUAGCUUCUGGUGUUUCUCCUUCCAGCCAAAUGAGCAAACUGAAAGAUGUGCAAGUGGAGAUGCUCGAGAAGGCAAGGGAACUCUUCCAGCUGUGUGACAAGGAUGAGAAGGGUUUUAUCACCAAGGUGGAUAUGCAGCGGCUCCAGAGUGAACUGCCCCUAACCCUGGAACAGCUGGAGACUGUUUUCAACAGCUUGGAGCAGAACAAUAAGGGAUACCUGACGCCUGUGGAGUUCAGUUUGGGACUAGGAAAAUUACUAGGGAUUGAAUUGUGUCAGGGGGCUGGGAGAAUGGAUCACUCCAGGCACGAGGAGACCUUUGAGUCAGGCUGGUCAGAUGAGUUAGACGCUGCAGACGAUGAAGAGAGACGAUUCUGUUCCAUGAUGGAGCAGCUUGGAGCAGCUCAGAUGUUUGAAGAUCCACGUGAGCUUCGGGAGCUCUGGGCUCGGCUACGAAAGGAGCGUCCUGAGCUCUUAUCCAAUUUUGAAGAGUUUCUGCUGCGUGUUUCAUCAUACAUAAGGGAGGUGAAUCACGAGAAGGAGUCCAUGGAACAAGCAUUGAAGCAGAAGGAGACAGACCAUGACCGGGAAGUCAGGUGCCUUUACGAAGAAAUGGAACAACAGAUCAAAGCAGAAAGGGAGAGGCUGAUCUGCCAGGAAGCACUGAGACAUGACAGGAGUAACCUGCUCCAGAAGGAACUGCGCAGCAAAGAGCAGGAGCUGGAGAAAAUCCUUUACCACCAGAAGAAGCUGGAACAUCAGCUGCAGUCGCUGAACUCGGAGCAGCUGGAGACCCGUGUGCAGAAUGAAAGGCUCCGGCACCUGAAUGAAAACCUGCUGGAAGAGGUGGAGAAAAGCAAAUGGGAGCUGGAGGCGGUGAAGGGGCAGUUACAGAAGCUCCAGAAAGAGGCUCAGCUUGAGCAAGAGCAGAAGGACAGGGAUGUGUUUAGAGUCUCCAAGAACAUGCAGAAAGAGAAACAAAGCCUUCUUCGGCAGCUGGAACUCCUCAGAGAGAUGAACAAGAAACUUCGAGAUGAGCGAGAUGCUUUUGAAGCCAAGAAGCUGGCACCUGAGAACAAAAAACCCCUGUUGAAGAAAGGGUCAGUGCUAGGCAGUUACCUGCUGGAUGACAAGCCGGUCAAACGACAGCUGGCCUCUGCGGACCUUCCCUUCACCUUCCCGGAGGAUGUGGCAGUGGAAGAACCCAACAAAAAGAACUGUAGAUACAUCCCAGGCAACAGGAUGUGCCUGAAGACAGGAGAAGGAGGCAGCACAAACUUCAGAGAGAAUAGUGGAGACACGGAGAGGUGGUCAUUGGUAGCAGAUGCUGAGUGGUUGAAGAUGACUUUGAAGGGUGAUGCUGACUGUAGAAAAAAUGCAGAUGGAUUAGAUGAUGCUCCGUUGCCUCCUAGAGGACAGCCUGUUGGCACCGAAACCAGGCUCCAGGCACUGGAACCAGCUGGCUGUUCCCCAGACCGCAUCUUUAAAGUGGUGUUUGUAGGAAACUCUGGUGUUGGGAAGAGUUCCUUCAUCCACCGCUUCUGCUAUGACAGGUUCUUGGCUGAGCUCAAUGCAACCAUUGGUAUCGAUUACCAAGUGAAGAGUCUGAUGGUGGAUAACACCCAGGUUGCCUUACAGCUGUGGGAUACAGCUGGACAAGAAAGGUUCCGCAGCAUUACCAAGCAGUAUUUCCGGAAGGCGGACGGGAUUCUGGUGAUGUACGACAUCACGGCCGAGUGCUCCUUCAGGGCGGUGCGGAACUGGAUGAGCAGCGUCCAGGAAGGUAUCGAGGAUGGGGCUGUGGUCUUUCUGCUUGGAAAUAAAAUGGAUGCUGCGCAGAGGGAGACCCGGAAUGUGCCCAAGGUGGAAGGAGAAAGGCUGGCAAAGGAGUACAAGGCUGUCUUCUACGAGUGCAGCGCGAUGACUGGCUAUAACAUCAUGGAGCCCAUGCUGCACAUGGCCAGGUUGCUGACAGCACAAGAAGACAGGCAGAGGGAGAAUGCCCUGCAGCUGGAAGAUAUCAGCAGGAGGAAAGGGUGCUGCACCUAAGGCACAUCAACGUGUCAACAAGAGACGUGUACCAACACUAUUCCGUGAAGCUGGGGUUCCUUUCAAGCAAGCCAAACCUGAUGGUGUCAGCUCGGCAGAGACUUGGGGAAGCUGAAGCUUUUCCCCAUCUGGGAAUUUCAAGCCACUAAAUCAGGCCAAAUUGUGCAUAUGAUCUGCCCUGUUCCAUUUCCAGCUUGGCACACAGCCCUGGUCUCUGAAGGCCUCUGCUUCCUGGGGGAAAUUUGGCUGGUCUUGGCUAAUUGCACGAACCGAGCCUUCCGUCCGGAGAGUUUGCUGCCCUGUGAAAGGAUGAAGUCUUGUUCCUUCUUUUUCUGGCAAAGAAGUGGCCAAGCAGCAGAGAGCAGAGGAUGCAGUGGGUGCUGUGUUAAAUAUAAUUGUAGUGUAACAGGUAAAGAAAUUAUUUUAAAUUGGGGCUAGCUCUAGGUAGCGAUCCAUCCAUCUCAAAGCGCAGCAUCUCUUGGUUCCGUAAGAGCAGAGCCCCGCGGAAAGCCUGCUCUUGUGGUAAGCAGGAAAACCUCCAGCGGUUCCUGUAAGAUCUGGAUCAGGCCCUGUAUUUACUGUGAAAUUAAGAUCUGGAUCAGGCCCUGUAUUUACUGUGAAAUUUGUUUUGACUUACCAAAAUUGUAGUUUACUCAUUCCCUAUGUGGAUAAUAAUUUGUAUGGAUAAAAUGAGUCAUCCUGACGGUUUUUUCCCUUUGUUACCCUAAUGGACCUUGUCACUGUCCCUCUCUUACUGUUUACAGAACACAGAGCAGUUGCCCAGGGACUCGCAGGCGCUGGCAUGUGCUGCUGAUUCAUGACCCCUUGCAGGAGCUGUGCUGUACGUACUAGGGGGUUGUAUUAUAGCCUGUUUUAAGGCUGAACACUGCCUGUUUCCUCCCAUUCUCUUCUUUCCUGAAAAAUCUCCAGCAACUAGGAGGAAGCACCUGCAGUACUGGAAGAUCCCACCCCGCUAGCCCGACCACAGUGCUUUCCAGUGGGCUGGAAGCACAGGGCAGCUGCGGGUGCAAAAGGUGUGGAGCAAGGUGUUCUCUCUUGGGGUGACCUUGUGCAGUAACCUCGCUGUGCCAAGGAAGGGCCUGAGGAAGAGCAGGACUGAACCUGUUCCCAUCGGGAAGGGGCCUCCUUGGCACUGAGUGGGGGGGCAUGGCAGGGCAAGGAGAGGCGUGGGCUGCGGUGGAACUGAUGCCUGAAGCUGCCUCUCAGCACAGCUGCUGCCGUGCCUGCGCACCAUGCACUCUCUGCGCUGGCAUGCUUGCUGUGUUGUAGCUCGGUUGCUCUUAAAGCCUUGUGGGACUAAGUGAGCUUUUUUUGUGAUGCCCUGUUCCCUUUUGUCGUUGAGCCUGUUUCUGUAUGUGACUUUGACGUUCUAGGCGCGUGACGUGAUGCUGCAGCCAUGUCGCAGCCCCCCUCAGCAGGAGAGGGAAGGUUUGUGUUUAUCCACUGUCUUUCCUCUCUUGGGAUAAGGCGGUUACUCUCAAUAGCUGCUUACUCCACCAACGUCUCUGGGAAUCUCGCAUGCAGGAAAACUGCUCUGAGUCACCUACAGCCCAUCAGUGUUACACAAAAUUUCCAUGGUUCCUCCCAGUGCCUGUAACUUCCUCUUUCCUAUCAGGACUAUUCCUCUGGAAGAGCAGGAUUCCUGACUAAAAGGAAUAGCUAAAAGCGGCAAGCCCUGCUCGGUCCUUACUGCUGGCUGGCUGUGGUUCACGCUGUGUUUAACUGCAGUAACGCCUUCCAGAGACUGGGAAUCAGAAAGUUAAAGAGGUCUAGAAGGAAGCGGGGCAGCUGGUGUGGAGCCAGCAGUAACCCCAGCAGCGCUGCCAGUGGAACUGCCUGUGCUUGCAAGAGUGAUGUUUGGCAAGGGAAAUCCUCUCUCUUUUCAGAAAACACCUGUAACCUGAACACAGAUGUGGCUUUCUGCCUUUCUAGCCAGGGUGGGUGUGAAGGAGCACAGGCGUUGACCCCUGCUGCACAGGGCAAGCCCACCACCUGAGCUGGGGGAGCUGCUGUCAGUGGUUCCUCUGCAUCAUGCUCCAGCGGCACGUUAAUACGGAGUGGUGCUGACCAAGAACUGGCAUCUUUGGUUGGGGCACAUCAGAAAUGCUCAUGGUUACGUACCUGCAGCAGCAGGACUUGGGAAGUUGCUGCAGAAGGAAGAGAGCAGUAGCCACUCUGCUGUGGUGGUCUGAACGUGCACCUCCCAUGCCGUGUACAGAGACAAAGAUGUAAAAUACAGCUGACACAAAUUUGGGCUGGUCUAUGUAUUGCCUUUAUCAGCGCUGUCAUAUUGCAACAGCAAGAACUACCACGUGUUGUUUUUUUUAUGUACAGCCUUAAGCAUGUUUUCUUAGUGUGCAAGCAGAGUACAGGCAAUAAAGAAACACUGUCUUACAAA